Molecule: messenger RNA, 1889 nt
Organism: Prosopis cineraria
Lineage: Eukaryota; Viridiplantae; Streptophyta; Magnoliopsida; Fabales; Fabaceae
Product: AT-hook motif nuclear-localized protein 15-like
Exons: 2
Coding region: 697-1680 (327 amino acids)
Cellular component (GO): nucleus
Molecular function (GO): minor groove of adenine-thymine-rich DNA binding; DNA-binding transcription factor activity
Source: RefSeq, a predicted model, not a curated record
AGUUGGUCUUGGUCUCACCUCGCUUCUUUCAAGUUUGAGCCAACCAGAUUGGUCUGUUGUUUUGUCGUCUUGGAAAGUCGGAAACUUUGAACGCUCCACUUUCAAACUGCUCUUCCCGAGGGCAGCCACCACUCUAGUUCAAUGAAUCAAUCCUAUCCUCAACCCAGAUUACACGAGACACUGCUAUAUACUGGCGUCGCGGUGAAGAACAACUCCGAUACUGUUUAGGGCGUUAAUACGUAGAGGUACACAAGCAUACGACCCUCCCUCCCGUUUUUAAACAUCUCCGAAAAUCUUAAUGGUAGUGUGUAAAUCGGAGGGUGUUGGGAAAGCUGGGAUUCGGAUAAGCCGCCUGCCACGACGGUUUCUUCUUCCGUUUAAUGGGUUUUCAUGUAAUGCAAGCAAGCAAAACCCAUGUGCCCCGUGCCUGAUUUCUGCGGUAAAGUUUGACAUAAAAAAAGGUCCGAGUUUUGGGAUUGUGUUCCUUAUAUUUUCGGGUACGGUUGUAGAGAUCUAAAUCUAGUAGUUCAAGAAGUAGAGCUUUUUUCUUCUUUCACUUUUGUUAUUCGAGGGAUUGAAGCUUGGUUUUGUCGCGUUUGUCUUUGCUCAAUUCAUAGAAGCAUCAAGAAACGGAGUGUGAAGACAAAAGUCCCAUCUUGUUCCUGGUCAUAAGCUUUUUAUUGGUGAUUCUCAAAAAUGGCGAAUCGGUGGUGGGCAGGUAACGUGUCAAUGAGACCAAAAGAUCCCUUGUCUUCUCCAUCGCUUCAUCUGAGAAAUCCAGAGGAUAACCAUGGCGAGAUGAACCGGUUCGGUGCUGUGCGAGAGCAAGACUUCCUGGAAAACACUAACAACACCACUCCGACCAAUAGCAGCAACAGCAACACUAACGCCAACACAAACACUACCUCACAGAGCCAGAACGCUGACGACGGCGACAGCCGAGAUAACGGCCGCGAAGCUGAUGAUCAGAACCCGGGCGGCCACGACGGCACUGAGCCGGGCAGCAGCGGUCGCCGGCCCCGGGGCCGCCCUCCUGGGUCAAAAAACAAGCCAAAGCCACCGGUGGUGGUAACCAAGGAGAGUCCUAACGCCCUCCGCAGCCACGUGUUGGAAAUAUCCAGCGGCACCGACGUUGCUGAGAGCCUCUCCACCUUCGCUAACCGGAGACAUCGUGGGGUCUCGGUGCUCAGCGGAAGUGGCAUUGUGACCAAUGUCACUCUCCGGCAGCCAGCAGCACCAGGUGGGAUUAUCACACUACACGGAAGAUUCGAGAUUCUGUCUCUGUCCGGGGCGUUUUUGCCGGCCCCUUCACCACCUGGGGCCACCGGGCUGACAGUGUAUCUAGCCGGCGGACAAGGGCAGGUUGUUGGUGGUGCUGUGGUGGGUUCACUGGUAGCAUCAGGUCCUGUAUUGGUGAUUGCAGCUACAUUCGCUAAUGCCACGUAUGAAAGAUUGCCACUUGAGGAUGAGCCAUCUGGGGAAGAAGUUGAAGUGAAAACCCAGCAACAGUCAGGAGUAAAUUCAGGAACUUCUGGGCCUCCUGCAGCAACUCAAGCUAUGAACGAACAAGUAUCGAUGCCUAUGUUCAAUAAUUUGCCUCCUAAUUUGCUGCCAAACAAUGAUCAAAUGCAACAUGACGUGUUCUGGGGUACCCCUGCUCGCCACCCUCCUUCUUACUGAGAUUAUUGAAGAAAACGAAAAGCGUAACCGAGAGAGAUCUUUGGUCUUAUCUUACUGAUGACUUUUGCUAGCAAGGUGAGGAAGUUUUUGUUUAUUUGUUUAUUGUUAAUUGUUAUGUUUGAGAGUCUUGAAAGAUGAUGUUUUGUAUAGAGACCUCGUGUUCUAGUUGUAUUGCUUUCUCUUCCUUCUGAUCUACUACCAGUUUAAUA